This is a messenger RNA of Lates calcarifer (barramundi perch), 3017 nucleotides long. It is a transcript of the gene jkamp, whose product is annotated as jnk1/mapk8 associated membrane protein. The record is from RefSeq and is a predicted model, not a curated record. Gene Ontology annotation, molecular function: ubiquitin protein ligase binding. Gene Ontology annotation, biological process: response to unfolded protein. Gene Ontology annotation, cellular component: membrane. The transcript is spliced from 7 exons. The coding region runs from base 133 to 1056 and encodes 307 amino acids. Lineage: Eukaryota; Metazoa; Chordata; Actinopteri; Centropomidae.
AGAAGAAGAACAAGAAAACGUAACUUCCGACUUGUACUACCUCAAUUUUCGUCCGCAUCCUGGUUAGGCAUCCAAAUGAAAACACAGUCGCACUGAGGCGUGAACGUUGCUUUUAACCAUUGUUGGUUUAAAAUGGCUGUGGCCAUGAGCUCAACGUGUCCCGGCCUGUACUGUGGCAGGAUGAUGGUCAAUGGAUCCGUGGAGGGAGAGUGUGGUGUGUGUCCUCGUGGUGAGCGGGCUAACCUCCAGAAGGUAUGUGAACGCUGCAUUGAGUCCCCCGAGCUCUACGACUGGCUCUAUCUGGGAUUCAUGGCCAUGUUACCUCUGGUGCUGCAUUGGUUCUUCAUUGAGUGGUACUCUGGAAAGAAGAGUUCCAGUGCUCUGCUGCAGCACAUCACAGCCAUGUUGGAGUGCAGCGUGUCAGCUGUGGUCACUCUGCUGGUCACAGAGCCCGUGGGAAUGCUCAGUAUCCGCUCCUGUGGAGUCCAGAUGCUGUCUGACUGGUAUACCAUGCUGUACAACCCCAGUCCAGACUACAUCAACACAAUACACUGCACCCAGGAGGCCGUCUACCCACUCUAUACCAUUGUGUUAAUCUACUAUGCGUUCUGCUUGGUGCUGAUGAUGCUACUGCGCCCUCUGCUGGUGAAGAAGAUCGCCUGUGGUCUGGGUAAAUCUGACCGCUUCAAGAGCAUCUAUGCCGCUCUCUACUUCUUCCCCAUCCUCACCGUGCUGCAGGCUGUGGGAGGAGGACUGCUCUACUAUGCGUUCCCCUAUAUCAUCCUGGUCCUGUCUCUGGUCACACUGGCUGUUUACAUGUCUGCCUCCGAGAUACAGUCCUUUAAAAACCUGGUUGCUAAGAAGAAGCGUCUGGUCGUCUUGUUCAGCCACUGGCUGCUCCACGCGUACGGCAUCAUCUCCAUCUCCAGACUGGACAAGCUGGAGCAGGAUCUGCCGCUGCUGGCCCUCGUGCCCGGUCCUGCCCUGUUCUACAUCGCCACGGCUAAGUUCACCGAGCCCAGCCGCAUCCUGUCUGAGGGCGGCAACGGACACUGAGCCGGGUUCAACAGAAAGUAAAGUUGCUACAGUCAAAUCCAUCAGCUUCUAAUGCGUCAUUAAUAAUGGGUCAUUAAUAAUCCAGUGGGUUUUCAGUGGGCUUCACUCUCUGGCCUUUAGUGUGGUCAAACUAGCUCCACCAGUUAGUGGCCAUAUAGUGACAACAUCAUGAAGUUUUCAGUUGGAUGCUGAAGAACUAUCUCUGAUUAUCUAAACAGGACAGAUGGACACGACUGAACAGCAUCUUAUUUAAACUGUUAAAUACACAAACCUUCCCCUGGGAGGAAGACGCCAUGAAAACCAGCUCUUCACUCUUUCCACAGCCCAGGUUCAGAACUGCCCACUGAGCACUCAUUAACUGUUCACAACAUUUCUUGUCAGCAUGGUUGUAACUUAUGAUUCUAUUUAUUCUAAGUAGAUUAAUCUAUUAAUCAUUUUUAAUUAAUUCUGCUGUAAUCCAGAAAAGUAAGAACAAAUGCCAGUGACAGGUUUUUAAACACAGUCCAACGUGAUGUGUUCAGAUGGGCCAUUUAGUUUUACACAGUGUCCAAAUAAAUAAAGUCAGUUCAGAGUGAGAGAAGAGCAAAUCAGCAGAUGCUACCAGUGAAGAGGCAGUUCAUUUAUUAUUGAUACAUUUUCUGGAUUAAUUAUUCCCAUCUUACCUGUCUGCCUUAUAUUCAUUGACAUGUGCUGAGAGAUGUUUUUAGCAUGUUUGUGAAUGUUGUACAUGUUCCUGUAAAUACAGUAAAUGUAUAUAAAUGAAGACUGACUGGCCUGGUGACUCAGACCACCUCAGGUUUUGAUGAGGAGAUUCACCGGGCCUCAUGUAUUUAUAUCAAAGUGCAAUAGAAGCACACCACCUCAGACACAUCCAGCCUGGGGAGGGUCAGCCCUGCUAUCUGUCACAGUCACAGAGCUGAGCAGCCAUUUCCCUGAGAGCAAAAAACCUUCAGACCUUGAAAAGUCUGAAGGUUUUCCCAGAAUCCAAAGACUUGUCAGUCAUCUGUCUCAAAUGAUGGAAAUAAAGAUUUGUAAGCAGCUUUUUGAAGCGUUUUUUACAAAUCGAAAUCAGGACUGUAGCUGGAGCUGACACAUGACUUUGUUUGAUUUGCACAAAACUAAUUUAAAAAGUUGUAUUAACAUGUUUGUUUACACAUGACCGUAAAUAAGAGGCAGAGACGGGGUGAGAGGAGGAGAGACGUGUAAAUAGUGCCACCACGUGUGUAUUUUAGUGAACCUGGUUGUAUUUGUCCUACAGAUGAAAUAUGACAUACACAGAAACAGCUGGUUGUGUAUUUCGCUGUGUAUGUUUGUCAUCCUUGAACCAAGCUGUAAUCAUUCACACGGCCUUCAGUGGGUUUCUGAGUUGAAGCAGCUGAUGUACUGUACAUAUAUAUUACUGUAAAUAUAUGAAUGCUUGUAAAUGUUGUUCUGCAGUUAUGCUCACAAGCUCACAUUGCAGUGAGUAAAGCAGCAAUCCUUCCUGUUUGAUUUCACGCAACACCUGAUACUACAUGUUACACUACAAAUCUCCAGCCUCAUAAACACACAGCAGCAAACAAACAAUGUGGUUUCCUGAAUGCAGAGAGAUUCUGUACUUCCUGAAAGAGCAGACAUCCCUGUGGACUGGAGACAUUUUACAGCCUCAUGCAAAUCUAAUCUAAAUCUAAUCUUCCACACCAGGAACCUGUUCAUAGACAGUUUUACUGUGAAAACCUGAUUGACCUGCUCCACUAGUCCAUGUUGUAGAGAGAGGAGGGUUUUACUCUGCAAAGUAAACCAGAUAACUUAGUCAACCUGCCUGUGCUAACAGUGGGUGUAUUUGCCUGUUGUAAACACAGUUAUGUUCCGUUGCUUGUUCACACUUUGGGUGUUAGAAAAUGACGUUCACGUGUGAGCUGUUGUGAACGCAGAAGCUUCCUGUUGCUUCUAAGAAUAAAGUGGAGUCAUGCUGAAAACAA